GCGCGCCAGAGGCGCAGCGCGCUCAGUCUCCAUCCCAGACCCCUCUGCGCACCCGCCUUUCGUGAUCACCCCUGAGCUCAGCAGCAGAGGGUCUGCGGUUCCGCCCGGAACAGCGCCGGCGUUUCUCCGAACCGGGUCCUUGCUUUUCCUGAGGUGCAGGGCCAUGAGCCCUACAGCUACCUGAGGCACAGGGGGCGCUACGUGACGCGGACCGCGCCCCCGAAGUUCUGAGCUCUAGUCUGUGUCCUGCAGGGCGGCUGCGUUCGACCCGGUGGCGGUGUCCUGGGAAGUGCGGCCGGGUGGGGGCAAUGGAACCAGCGGGCCAGGCCCGAGAGGCAGCCACCAAGCUGUCAGAGACGGUGGGCGCAGCGCUCCAGGAGCCCCGGCGGCAGCGGCGCCUGGUUCUGGUCAUCGUGUGCGUGGCACUAUUCCUGGACAACAUGCUGUACAUGGUCAUCGUGCCCAUCGUGCCUGACUACAUCGCCCACAUGCGCGGGGGCAGCGAGAGUCCUAUUCCAACCCCAGAAGUGUGGGUGCCUACCCUGCCGCCGCUCACUCCAGCCAAUGCUAGUGCCAACACGCUCAACAGCUCAGAGUCCCCGACGGCUUCGUGGCCGGCCGGGUCUGCUCUUCGGCCCCGCUACCCCACGGAGAGCGAGGACGUGAAGAUCGGGGUGCUGUUUGCCUCCAAGGCCAUCCUGCAGCUUCUGGUGAAUCCCCUAAGCGGUACCUUCAUCGAUCGCAUGAGCUACGACGUGCCGCUCCUUAUCGGCCUGGGUGUCAUGUUCGCCUCUACCGUGUUGUUUGCCUUCGCGGAGGACUAUGCCACGCUUUUCGCUGCGCGCAGCCUGCAAGGUCUGGGCUCGGCUUUCGCAGAUACAUCCGGCAUUGCCAUGAUCGCGGAUAAGUAUCCCGAGGAGCCGGAGCGCAGUCGCGCGUUGGGCGUAGCGCUGGCCUUCAUCAGCUUUGGAAGUCUAGUGGCACCACCCUUCGGGGGCAUCCUCUAUGAGUUCGCGGGCAAGCGGGUGCCCUUUCUGGUGCUCGCCGCGGUGUCACUGCUCGACGCGCUGUUGCUGCUAGUGGUGGCCAAGCCCUUCUCAGCCGCCGCACGGGCGCGGGCCAACCUGCCUGUGGGCACACCCAUCCACCGCCUCAUGCUGGACCCCUACAUCGCUGUGGUGGCCGGUGCACUCACUACUUGUAACAUCCCUCUCGCUUUCCUCGAACCCACCAUCGCUACGUGGAUGAAGCACACAAUGGCGGCUUCAGAGUGGGAGAUGGGCAUGGUCUGGCUGCCGGCCUUUGUGCCUCACGUGUUAGGCGUCUACCUCACCGUGCGCCUGGCGGCGCGCUACCCACACUUGCAGUGGCUCUACGGCGCACUGGGGCUGGCAGUGAUCGGUGCCAGCUCAUGCGUGGUGCCUGCCUGCCGCUCCUUCACACCAUUAGUGGCCUCGCUCUGCGGCCUCUGCUUCGGCAUUGCGCUGGUUGACACAGCUCUGCUGCCCACGCUCGCGUUUCUCGUGGACGUGCGCCACGUUUCGGUCUACGGAAGUGUCUAUGCCAUCGCCGACAUCUCCUAUUCCGUGGCCUAUGCGCUGGGGCCCAUAGUGGCGGGCCAUAUUGUUCAUUCGCUCGGUUUUGCGCAGCUUAGCCUUGGCAUGGGCCUGGCCAACCUUCUCUACGCUCCUGUCCUACUGCUGCUGCGCAAUGUGGGCCUCCUGACGCGCUCCCGCUCCGAGCGGGACAUCCUGCUGGAUGAGCCCCCGCAGGGUCUGUACGAUGCCGUGCGCUUGCGUGAGUGCCCUGUGUCCCACUCAGACAGCGCGCCUCGCAGCGCGCGGUGCCCAUUUGAUGAGUGCGAGGAUGACUACAGCAACUACUACACCCGCAGCUAGCAGCCCCGCCCCUUCUCCAGGCCACCCACCCACUUCCUACCCAUCAGGUCAAGGUUGCUGUUCUGUGAGCACAGUGGCCAGCUCAGGCUCAGGGCCUGCCCCUCCAGCGAGUAUCCCGAGCCAGCCCCUGUCUUUAGUUCCUCUGCCUGUGUUCCUUCUCCAUGACCUUUUCUGUGUCCCUCUCCCUCUUGUCUAGUAAAGUGUGGAGCACCGAGGCCCGCAAAGUGAUG
Molecule: messenger RNA, 2128 nt
Organism: Phyllostomus hastatus (greater spear-nosed bat)
Lineage: Eukaryota; Metazoa; Chordata; Mammalia; Chiroptera; Phyllostomidae
Gene: SLC18A3
Product: solute carrier family 18 member A3
Exons: 1
Coding region: 309-1898 (529 amino acids)
Biological process (GO): chemical synaptic transmission; transmembrane transport
Cellular component (GO): AP-1 adaptor complex; terminal bouton; AP-2 adaptor complex
Molecular function (GO): acetylcholine transmembrane transporter activity
Source: RefSeq, a predicted model, not a curated record